This is a messenger RNA of Xyrauchen texanus (razorback sucker), 1222 nucleotides long. RefSeq names its product claudin-3-like. Gene Ontology annotation, molecular function: structural molecule activity. Lineage: Eukaryota; Metazoa; Chordata; Actinopteri; Cypriniformes; Catostomidae. The record is from RefSeq and is a predicted model, not a curated record. The transcript has 2 exons. Gene Ontology annotation, cellular component: bicellular tight junction; plasma membrane. Gene Ontology annotation, biological process: cell adhesion; bicellular tight junction assembly. The coding region runs from base 89 to 1222 and encodes 377 amino acids.
UUGAAUCCUUCUCCUGAGAUCUUUUCUUUGGUGUAUGGAACCUGCAAAUUCAUUUCUCCAGCACAUUCUACUAGACUGAGUCAUAAGAAUGGCCACUUUAGGGUUGGAGAUACUAGGAGUCACACUAGCCAUGUUAGGCUGGAUUGUUGGCAUUGUGUCCUGUGCGUUGCCCAUGUGGAAAGUCACAGCUUUCAUCGGGGUGAAUAUUGUAACCGCGCAGACCAUCUGGGAAGGAAUCUGGAUGAGCUGUGUUGUCCAGAGCACUGGACAGAUGCAAUGCAAAGUCUAUGACUCAAUGUUGGCGCUCAGCUCAGACGCACAGGCGGCUCGAGCUCUCUGCGUGAUCGCCAUCGUGAUGGGAGUGCUCGGGCUCCUGCUCGCCAUCAUGGGGGCCAAGUGUACUAGAUGCGUGGAAGAGGAGCGCGUCAAGGCCCAAGUUAUGAUCACCUCCGGGGUCACCUUCAUUUGUGCGGCGGUCAUGCUCUUGAUCCCUUUGUGUUGGUCUGCUCACAGUAUCAUCAGGGACUUCUACAACCCCAUCAUCAUCGAGGCUCAGAAAAGGGAGAUCGAAGUCAUGUCUUUAGGGUUGGAGCUCAUUGGUAUCGUGUUAGGUGUGCUGGGAUGGCUCUUGGCCAUCGUGGCUUGCACUCUCCCCAUGUGGAGGGUAACAGCCUUCAUCGGCUCAAACAUUGUGACAGCUCAGAUCAUAUGGGAUGGAUUGUGGAUGUCCUGUGUGGUCCAGAGCACUGGACAGAUGCAAUGUAAAGUCUACGACUCCAUGCUGGCACUCUCUCAGGAUCUCCAGGCAGCUCGAGCCCUGACUGUCAUCUCCGUCCUUCUCACAGUCCUGGCUUUUCUGGUGUCCAUCGGAGGAGCAAAGUGCACCAACUGCAUUGAGGAGGAGUCUUCCAAAGCGAAAGUCAUGAUUGUAGGUGGUGUGCUUUUUAUCGUGGCCGGGUUGAUGCAGCUCAUUCCCUUGUCCUGGUCUGCCAACAGCAUUAUCCAGGACUUCUACAACCCUUUGCUGCCUGAUGCCCAGAGAAGGGAGCUCGGGGCCGCACUGUACAUCGGCUGGGCAGCAGCUGUGCUCUUGAUCAUGGGGGGCUCAUUGCUCUGUUGCUCCUGCCCUCCACAGGAGCAAAAGUACAAUCCGUCUAGAAUGACGUACCUUGUGUCUCGCUCCACAGCUGGUGGUGGGUAUGACAGAAGAGACUAUGUAUGA